AUGCUUCCUCUCUUCUUCAAAGUGCUUCCUCUCUUCAACAAAGUGCUUCCUCUCUUCAUCAAGAGCUUCUCUCUCUUCAUCAUGCAGCUUCCUCUCUUCAUCAAGAUGCUUCCUCUCUUCUUCAAAGUGCUUCCUCUCUUCAUCAGCAGCUUCCUCUCAUCAUGCAGCUUCCUCUCUUCACAAAGUGCUUCCUCUCUUCUUCAAAGUACUUCCUCUCUUGAUCAAGUGCUUCCUCUCUCAUCAUGCAGCUUCCUCUCUUCUUCAAGAUGCUUCCUCUCUUCAUCAAGAUGCUUCCUCUCUUCAUCAAAGACUUCCUCUCUUCUCAAGAUGCUUCCUCUCUUCAACAAAGUGCUUCCUCUCUUCAUCAUGCAGCUUCCUCUCUUCACAAAGUGCUUCCUCUCUCAUCAGUAG
Trichomonas vaginalis G3 is the source of this 411-nucleotide messenger RNA. RefSeq names its product SLEI family protein family. The coding region runs from base 1 to 411 and encodes 136 amino acids. NCBI's taxonomy places the organism in Eukaryota, Parabasalia, Trichomonadida, Trichomonadidae. The transcript has a single exon. The record is from RefSeq and is a predicted model, not a curated record.